AUGUUUGAACUGGACGGAAUACCAUAUCUACUGUCAGUUGAUUACUACAGUAAAUGGAUCACCGUUACCAAACUCGACUACACCAGAUCUCUUGAUAUUAUAAAGGCUGUAGACAAACAAUUUGCCAACUUCGGGGUUCCUGAAGAAGUCAUCUCCGACAAUGGGCCACAGUUUGCAUGCCCAGACUUCCGACGUCUGACUGAUACAGUAGGUUUUAGGCAUGUUACAUCAAGCCCAGAGUACCCAUCAAGCAAUGAUCAAGCUGAGCAAAGCAUACAAACGGCAAAGAAAACAAUUGGAAAGAUGUUUGCUGACGGCCGUUCUCUCCCUGAUGUACUGCAUGGAAGCACUGAGAACCACCCCAAUUUGAUACGGGCUACCAUCACCAGCAGAGCUGCUGCAAAGCAGACAAUUACGCACCCAAUUCGUUGUCAGCAGAAAGACACUAGAGCCUCAUGUACGGCAACAGCAAGAAAUCAGAGACAAGCUGGCAAAGCAACAGGGGCGACAUGCUUUUCACAACAGAUCCAGGACAGCAGUACCCACUGA
Molecule: messenger RNA, 549 nt
Organism: Corticium candelabrum
Lineage: Eukaryota; Metazoa; Porifera; Homoscleromorpha; Homosclerophorida; Plakinidae
Exons: 1
Coding region: 1-549 (182 amino acids)
Biological process (GO): DNA integration
Molecular function (GO): nucleic acid binding
Source: RefSeq, a predicted model, not a curated record